Caenorhabditis remanei is the source of this 378-nucleotide messenger RNA. RefSeq lists its product as uncharacterized. The transcript is spliced from 3 exons. Lineage: Eukaryota; Metazoa; Nematoda; Chromadorea; Rhabditida; Rhabditidae. Bases 1 to 378 code for a protein of 125 amino acids. The record is from RefSeq and is a predicted model, not a curated record.
AUGAUGAAAAUAUUCCUUGUUCUCUUUCUCAUUUUUCUCAUAGUCACUGCGACCGAUAUCAAACCACCUCACGUAGUACCUGUGAAGAAGUGCAAAACGGAAUCGAGUGAAGAACAUCUUCAUCGCUCGGAAUUCGGUGAUCAGUCGGAGGAUGUAUCCCAUAAAAAUGAAUCCAGCACACAUUCAAGAUUGCUGCGGUCGCAAGUGGCCGAGCACCCUGGAUACCCAAACAAAUGCACCUAUCGUGUCAGCACUGAAUGGUCGGAUACCGUCAACACGUCCAUCUGCACACUUCUCUGCCUCGGUCUUGCUGUCCUCGUCAUGCACUCUCUCUCAACGACACGAAAGAAGAAUGACAAUAAUAUGAAAACUAUCUAA